Messenger RNA from Aspergillus sclerotioniger CBS 115572, 423 nucleotides. RefSeq lists its product as uncharacterized. The transcript has a single exon. The record is from RefSeq and is a predicted model, not a curated record. The coding region runs from base 1 to 423 and encodes 140 amino acids. NCBI's taxonomy places the organism in Eukaryota, Fungi, Ascomycota, Eurotiomycetes, Eurotiales, Aspergillaceae.
AUGGAAAACAGCAGCCCACCCGACUACCAAGCGCUCUAUUUGAGGACAGAGGAGGAACGCCAGCGGGAAGCAGAGCUUAGGAAACAAGCUGAGGAGGAACGUCAGCGGGGAGCAGAGCUUAGGAAACAAGCAGAGGAACGCGAACGGCAAGCUGAGGAAUGCCAACGACAAGCCGAGGAACAUCAGCAGCAAGCAGAGCAGGAAAGGGACCAGGAAAGAGAGCAAACACGACGAACCACCUUUGCAGAGCUAAUUCGAUACUGCCACAACUAUACUUCUCUAUACCUGAGAGUCGAAAGUCCGUCCCGUUCUACGACGGGAACGAUUCCGGCGCCUAAGGGAAAGCGCUGUCCGCUGCAGCUUCUGCCUUGGACCGAGUGCACAGCUAUACAGCAAGAGAUCUAUCACUCUGUACUUAUUUAG